AUGUCGACACUACCAAGCGCAGCUGAAGAGCAGCCCUACGAGCGAGUCAAGGCAUACCUCGAAGAUUUCAAACUGUACCGUCAAGGCCAAAAGACCGUCGCUCCCCGGGACUUCGACCAGCUCUUCCGAUGCCAGAUCUCGCGGGCAGACUGGCGCAAGCUACAAGAAGAUCUGCGUAUCCACGACGACGAUGAGCGUAAUCCGUUCAGCCGUUGCAAAUUUUCAUACCAUGCCUCGACGUCGACGCUCAUUAUCCAAUGCAACCCCCCAACGCCGGUACAUGAAGUGGCGGUUGAGUUCCUCAAUACUUGUUUGAGUGCGGCGGUCAAUCCCCUACAUGUCACGGUCGCUCAAGGCCGAGGGCAGCAGCUCGAUGACGAAGAUGCAGAUGAGGCAAAAGUUGGAGAUCUUACAAUUUACCAAGAAACCCCCAAAGGUUUGAAGGCCAGAUGGGUUCUUGAAGUUGGAUUCUCUGAAACCUACGAUGAGCUCCUUGAAGACAUACAAACAUGGCUGAUGGCAAAGCAGGCUGAGGUCGUCUAUGGGGUCUUGAUGAAAAUUACAGAGGAGCCCAAAUACCGUUGUCCUUUACUGAACAUUCCCUCCGAGGAACUCGAGGCUCGCAGGCUAAAGAGUCGUGGGGAUAUAACCAGACAAGACUUCGUGAUGGAGGGAGAAUACGGCCCAUCGUCGUACCAGGGCGAUCGCUGGGCAGGACAAAUCAAAGAGGUCUUCUGGGAAGUCUGGAAACUCAACCCAGAAACGCGAAAGCCAGAGCUCGUUGGUCAACGAGAUAUUAUUGUUCCAAAGACCAACUCCUCGCCCAAGAUUCCACUCCACGAGUUUCUGACAACCGAACCAGCCAACGCACAAGUUUCGCCAGACUGGGAUGUGUUCCGAGCUCUUUUCAAGCGCAACAUUCGAGAGCUGGCCAUGCACCGAUACAAAGAGUGGAACCGUAGACUUGCAAAGGAAGGUGGAGAUGACAGAGGGACAGACCCGGACUUUGCGUGA
Messenger RNA from Fonsecaea multimorphosa CBS 102226, 1014 nucleotides. RefSeq lists its product as uncharacterized. NCBI's taxonomy places the organism in Eukaryota, Fungi, Ascomycota, Eurotiomycetes, Chaetothyriales, Herpotrichiellaceae. The record is from RefSeq and is a predicted model, not a curated record. The transcript has a single exon. Bases 1 to 1014 code for a protein of 337 amino acids.